Molecule: messenger RNA, 3132 nt
Organism: Toxorhynchites rutilus septentrionalis
Lineage: Eukaryota; Metazoa; Arthropoda; Insecta; Diptera; Culicidae
Exons: 8
Coding region: 1831-2760 (309 amino acids)
Source: RefSeq, a predicted model, not a curated record
UGAUCGCGUGUGGCUCGUAAUCACGGCCGAAAAAGUUCGGAUCGUUUUGGCGGCGUGCUCACAGUGUAUUUUCUGCUACAUUCUAUGUACAUACCUACAUUGUGUGGUAUUGGGUUGGUUGCUCCACGAGGGCUUUCAUAACAACUGCUGAGGAUCAUCAUCGGAUAGAUCACACCGAAACGGUUGCGCUUCAAGUUCGUCGCUGGUGCGCGUUCGAAUCUUUGUGGCUUUGCGUAGUGUUUACGUUUUGCGGCCAGGAAAAGGCCGUUUGCCCAAAAACGUUGACGCUCUGUGCUCUGUUGCUCCGUGGUGUGAGAUGCAAGGCGCAUAACAUUGUUUGUCGUCGGGGAAAAGUUAGUGAGUUGAGUGGGACCGAUUCCUACCGCCAACAAACACAACACAGCUCGUACGGCGUUUGUAUGUUUCUGCUAAUUGAACAAGUGUUUUCGCUCUCUUUGGCGUUUGGCGUUCUCGUAUUUCGUUUCGAUCGAUCGAUCGGUCGGAAGACACUUGCGGGUUUAAUUUAAUGUUAGUGUUCUCUAACGCUACGAUUUGGGGUUUCAUUGCGAGUGCAGAAAAAAAUAUCGCCACUGCUUAGGAGUAGUGUUUUUCCAGUGAUCAUUUUACUUCGACUUAGCUUCUAGCUUUCCUCCAUAGCUGAGAGAGUAUGACCGCUGUGUCACAUUGAGGAAGCGAGCAGAACCAGUAAACGAGUAAACCAGUGAAGUGUGCAAAUUCCUCGAUGUGUUUGUGAUUCACAGUGCGAAAGAAGCGGUUGAUAUUGGUUUGGUUCGAUUGUUGGAGCAAAUAUUUGCGCGAAAAGUGAUAAGGGUCGAGACGACGGCUUGCAUCAUUGAUUCGAGGAAUUUAUCUAAUUUGAGUGGCGUGAGCCGGCCGAAAGAAAGUGCAGUGAAAAUUCUGUGUGACAAGUGACGGUGAGAUAAAGCGAAGAACGAGCGAAGAGGCGCAGAGUGAAUUUUCCAGUCGAUUUCCUGUCUGAUUUUUUGUUCGUUAUCAUUGAAUUCACGCUCAGCGCUCGUUACACCGGAUAUUAUACCUGACAGACGUCCGUGCUACACUCGGAGGAGGAAUUAAAACGACAGAAGGAGGUCUUAUCGUCGCACAGAUCGCCCCGUGAAUGUGAAGAAUCGCUCGGGUAGCUUGGCAACGCGCGCGAGAGCGUAAAUUUGGAGGCUGGCGCGUGCUUCCACACUGAUUUCGCCGCCUCGAUUUCCUCGGAUUUGUCAGUUUUGUAUGUCAGACUGCACAACGAACCUCCUAUCGUCGAGGUGCCAACAAAGAUACAUAAUAACAUGUACAUGAUACAUGAUAAAUUCUCGAUUUGAACGGGUUCUAGGUGAGUUGCAGCUGGUCGGUAAAAUUGGUUCAGUCAGUGAUUGAAACCAUCAAUUUAAACUCGGUGGAAAUAACUAUCCAUCGAUCUCUUUCUCCAGUAGCUGGCCAGCAGGCCAACUCGCCAAGGUGCCAAAGCCAAAGCUCAAGGAAAAAGGCACAGACAGAAGUGCACCCUCCCCAAUUACUCACGUGAGGCGAUGUGAGAAAAAAAAAGCGGACCACCAUUAUCGCCUAGCCCCCUUUCACGGAAAAAAUCAACCACCUAACACCCUAUUUUCGACAGAAGGAAACAGCAGACACGGUCGCGCUCACAAGAUGCUGAUCACGAUCAUGACGAUCGAAAUUGAAUAGCUGAAAGCCACGGACACAGCGAAUAAGAAAAAACUCGAACGAGAAAAACGAAUCGACAUCAAUCUAAUAAUUACUAGCGUUUUGAUUCCACCCUUGUUCACGCCAGAACCCAGUUAGAGAAAAAUGCUGAAGAACAUACAUGAGCGAACGGUCAAAAAGGUUAAGGGUAACCAUUAUAUUGCCAGCCGUGGGGGCAGGGACACGGUAGAUUUACCGUAUGCACAAGCCAACCGAGGAUAUUCCACAGACGGCGAAGACAGUCAGCGUGCGCCCUCGGACCGCACCGUCUCGGAAUACACGGUGGCCAACGAACGAGCCACCCCACAAACGGCUCCGUCCCGAAAGUCCCGAUCGGAUAAAUAUCAACAGAAUGGCAGCGGACCCGGCGGUGGUCCACGGUCUCUCUCUAGUCCACCGACACGAGCUCCCCCGAGGGCACCAUCGGCGCUCAGCUACGACCAUGGUGGCGAAACGGGAAGCGAUAUAUACGUGACCUCCGCCGCAUAUAAGGCUCCGUCGGAGAUAAGCCGUUACAGUGUCCAUCGCAAUCACCAACCUUCGCGUGGUCCCCGCAGUGUGUACAGUGUUGCCAGUACGGCCAAAACCGGUCGCAGCUCACGACGUCAUGGUGCCAAGAUUGAGGCGAUGUCCGCCCCCAAUCCAUUCUGUCCGAACGUGAAGGGUGUCUGCUGUCUGAUGCUGCUCCUCAACUUGGGUCUGAUCUUGGUUACACUGGGUUUCGUGAUAGUAAUGCAGUUUGUGGAACCACUCUUUGUUUGGAUACUGGGUGUUGUAUUCCUGAUCUUCGGCUUCGCUACGCUGAUUGGUAGCAUGAUCUAUUGCGUAAUCGUCUGUCGCGAUGCAAAGACACCGGAACAGCUACGCAACGAGGACCUCUACUGGACAAAGCACUGGCAGAAGAGCAUCGGGUAUACCCCGCACGAGAUAGACUACAAAACGGAUCGUUUCGACGAGCGGGACCGGUACUCGGAUCGAUUCUCAGUCAGCAAAAUGAGCGGGAAGUACUCCGAUCGGGACAUUACCCGGUACUAGCAAAAAAAAAACAAAUCGGUCUCCCCCCUGGCAAUGCAAUAAAUGGAAGCGAGAAGCGGCGAGCGGAGCUCUAGUAACUGAAACGAUUACGUUACUAAUAAGAUUUAAAUUUAAUGAUUUCCUUAAGUUAAUACGCUCUACUUUUAAUCACAAAAGUUAAACCAGUCGGUAGAUUAAUUUCACUUGCACUAAGCGUCGGUAGAUUUUUUAUGAACCAGAGUCUCUACGAGAGAUUGAAUCGAAUUCAAGUGAAUGAGUUGAACGAAGAAUAUUAUUAAUAUAACAGAAUAAUAUUUUAAAUGUUGUAAUAAUAAAUUAAUGUACAUAAUUAUUAAAACUUACAAAUACACUGAUUUUAAUACAAUGUGAAAA